GAAAUUGUUUGAUAUACAAAACUAGAAUUAUGCCGAAUAAUUUACAUUAUAUACAAAUAUUUUGUCAUGCUUUUAACUAUAAUUUUAGUACUUACUAAUAUUUUUUACGGGAUUUUCAUUAUUUAUUUUAGUCAUUUGACGUUGGCGGAUGAUUUUGGAAGACAUUUUAAUACAAUUUAAGCAAUACCGACUUUCAGAAAACUAAUUAACAAUGAAAUUUAAAUUUUGCUACAACGAGCACAACGUGUUAUGUUAUAAAACUUCCAGAGUUUGAGUCAAAAUGACAAAAUUUCUGUCACAGUUAUAACAAGAUUAUAGAAUUACCCAAUGAUGAAAAUAAUUUAAUAGAUAAAUGACUUUAUCAUAAUAUUUAAUCAUAAAAGUAUUUAUAAAAAUAAAAAUAAGCAAUAGAACAAUGGAAUUAAACAAACGGAAAAUCCACUAUAGUCUACACAAUAUUAAUAUUUCUAUUUCAAUUUAACGGAAAAAUAAUAUAAUACAAUAUUAAUUGAUAAAACCAUUGAAUAAAUAAAGAUAACAAAAGUGACUAGAUAAAAUAAGAUUAUAUUACAGUGUGAUCACGAUUUAAGAUAUAAGAUAUACCUUAAAUAAUAUGUCAGUGUGAUCAAUACAUUUAUGUUAAAUAUUUUUGAUAUAUAGAGAAAUAUAUUGUUAUCAAUUCAUCAUCACAACCAUGACCAAGUAAUAUUAUCAAUAAAUAUUAAAAGGUUUAUUUUGUCAUGUAUACAAUAAUAUUUAUUAUUUUAAUAUAAUUUAGGUAUAUGUGAUCACAAAUUCACAACUCACAAGAUUGAAUAAACUAUCUAUACUCUUAAUUUAAUUUAAUUUGAUUUAAUUUAUGUGCGAUAAAAAUUUUAAAACUCAAAACUCAAUUAUCAUUCAACUAAAUUAAAUUAAACUUUUUCUAAAAAUUAUUGAAUACAACUUAUUUUUCUAUCUAUGCCUAAUACAUUUACUAUUGUCUUAUGAAUUAAGAUCUAAGACAUUGUAUAAAAUAAUUUAUUUCUAGUAUAUUAUGAUUUAGUAUCAAAAUAUAAAUUCAUCAUAUUAUAGAAAUGGAUAAUUCCAAAAUGAAAUACGAGGUAACUAGUAUUAUAUUAAAAUUCCUAGUAAACAUUUCUAAAGAAUCAUUAACUUUAUUCUUGUUGUUAAAUUUUCAAAUUUAUAUAUUAUGAAUUCUAUAUAAAUAUAUUUAAUGUACAUGUUUUUAAUGUAAUAUUUAUUCAAUUUGUUUUAAAUUUAUUUAUUAAAAUACUUAAAACUUUGUUUUUGUUAAAAUAUUAUAAUUUUACAAAGGUACCUGGUGGAAUAACCUCACUAAUGCCAAACAUUUCUGCUGACUUAUUGAGUUAUAUAAAUUGCAUAGAAAGUUUGCCAAUUUAUAAAGGUGAAACAACCCUCCCACCUAGAGAUAUUAAUUUGAUGUCAUUAUACGCCGAUAGUAAUUUUAACUUCCUACCGACUUGUUUUGUUGUAAGUAAUUUAUUACUUAUGAUUUUUUCCAAAAUAUUUUUAUUAAACAAUGGUUUUAUUAUAGCCUGAAAGAGAUCCUAAGACUGGUGAAAUUAUAAGUUAUGAAGAAGUCAUUAACAAUCCAACUACACAAAAUGAUGAUGAUUUAAUACCUUGUUUAAAACCAAUAAACAAUCAAAAUAUCAGCACCCAAUUUGAAAAUAAUGCAUCUCUCUUUGAAUUUGAUCCUAGUAAUAUAAAUUUCAAAAAAUUAAACAUUUAUUUAAUUAUUAAUAUAUCUGUUAUUGUUAUUUUUUUAAUUUAGAUGAUUUACCAAUAGCCCCUGGAAUGUCAAACAAGUUGAAAAUAAACCAAAAUGAUCAAAACGUAACAUUAAACAUUAGCACACCUACAACAAAAUUAGAAGAUGAAUGGGCUGAAGAUGUGGGCGGAUUUUGGGAUGAUGAAAUACCAGAAAUAGAAACCCUUCCAGAUAUUAUACCAGAACCAAUUUCUGUAGAUGAAAUUAAACAUAUUAAAGUAAUUAUUAGUUAUUGAUAAGUUUUACUUUUAACAUAGGUAAUAUUUUAUUUUAUUUUUAACAGAAAGAUGAAAACUUUGUAUUGAAAAUUUCUGGAAAUUCAGAAAGAGCUCUUGUAAAAUCUAAAUGGGUUGAAGAAUUAGAUAUUUCAAAACCAAUACAUAACUUUGAUGAGUUAUUACCUGAUCCUGCAUAUAAAUGGGAAUUUGAAUUGGAUACAUUUCAAAAACAAGUAAAUACAUUUUUAAUCUUAUUUUUCACAUUUUUAAUAUUUUCUUUAAAUAUAUACAUGCAUACCUAUAUAUAUAAACCUAAACAAAUAUUUGACUUUUAAAGGCAAUUCUUAAAUUGGAAGAAAAAUCUAGUGUAUUCGUAGCAGCUCACACUUCUGCAGGUAAAACUGUGAUUGCAGAAUACGCUAUAGCACUAGCUAAAAAACAUCAGUUGAGGUAUUUCAUUUUUAAAUGAUCCUUGUAUUUUUUUUUGCAUACUAGUAAAUAUUGAAGAAAUUUAAAAUUAUAUUUGUAACUAUCACUGUAUUUAUUGUAAAUAACUUUUAUACCAAUAAUAAUUAAAUAUUAUAUAUUAUAAAUUUAGACGUUUUCUGCAGAGUGUAGAAGCACUAUUAGAUUUAAAUGACAUUUAAUAUCAUAAACUGAUUUCAUUAAACAAAUAUUUUUUUUAGAUAAGUUUUACAUUUUAGUUUAUUAUAUAUUAAUACAAAAUAAAAUAUCGUACAAUCAUAAUAUAUUUAAAACUAUUUAUUUAGGUGCAUAUACACAUCUCCAAUAAAAGCUUUAUCCAAUCAAAAAUUUCGAGAUUUUAAAAAGAAAUUUGCAGAUGUCGGUCUUAUAACUGGAGAUUUUCAAGUGAAACCAGAAGCACAGUGUCUAAUUGUCACAACAGAAAUAUUAUGUUCAAUGCUAUACAGUGAUUCAGAAAAAAUUAAAGAAACAGAAUUUGUUAUUCUUGAUGAAGUUCAUUAUGUUAACGACAGAGAUGUGAGUAAGCCAAUAAAAUGUAUACAUUUAUAUUUUUGUAUUAUACUCUUUCUUAGUACAUAUAUUUAUAAACAAAUAACAUAAAGCCAUAUUAGUCUUCUUCAAAAAAUAAAAUAAAUACUAGUUUUAGGAUUGAUAAUGAGACUGUUUAUAAAUAUCCAACCUCAAACUUUUAUUAAAUUAUUAUAUUAUACUUUGGUACGUCCAAUCUUGAAAUAUUUAACUGAGACCCACAUAUCUGAAGACUUCAAUUUUUGUACAAAUAAUUAUAACCUAAAAUAAGGUCCUUCUUAGAAGAACACUUAGAAGGAGUCUAACAUAUAUUUAUUGAAAUUUGUUAGGUUUUCUCUAAAAAUAAACUCUUGUAAAACAUGAUUACAUGCCUAUCACAUGCCAGCUUAAUCUUUCUUCACUGGUAGACCAUCAACUUUAUGUGAACAAAAAAUUUUAAAACAUGUAUAACCGAACUCUACUCAGAACCAUUUUUCAUUAGUAAUUAUUAAUCGCUGUGUACACUAAAUUUCUCUUUAUUCUACCUUUCCAACUUCUCACUAACAGUGGCCCACCUAUCGUGUGAAGUAUGUCCAUCUUUUUUUUAUUUUGUUUUAAUAUUAUUAAUUAAAAUAUAAUUUUCCUAUGGAUUAAGAUAAAACAGAUGAUAAUAAUAAUAAUUGUAUUGUUUGGAUGCAUAUUUCAUUAUUUUUAAUUAUUAAUAAAAGUCUUAAUCCAUAAUUAUAAUAUAAACUGUUUAUUAAAAUAAUAAUGAAAUUAUAUUUUGUUAAUAGAGAGGUCAUAUAUGGGAACAAAUUUUAAUUAUGCUUCCUAAACGUGUAAAAUUAGUUAUGCUGAGUGCUACUGUAACAAAUGUCAUUGAAUUUGGUAACUGGAUUGGACGUACUCGCAACUCUAAAAUUUAUGUUGUGUUUACUCUCUAUCGACCAGUUCCUCUUGAACAUUAUCUUUAUGUUGGCUCAAAUACAUCUUUGGAAAUGAAAAACAACAUGCAUCUAAUUCGAAAAUCAGACAGUGGAUUUCUUAUGCAAGGGUGUGUAUAUUUUUGAUAAAUUUAAAUUUAAUUAAACAGACUUGCUAGUUUGCUACACAACCUGGAAAACCUAGAAAUCAGAGAAUUUUAAAUUUGUUAUGAAAAUUUAAUAAAAUAAAAAAAUAUAUUUAGAGUAUCAAAUCAUUGUUGUAGAUACAUAUAACUAUGUAUAGUGUUCUAUCAAACUUUAUUAAUUGAAAAAAAUUUGUCUUACCAUAUUAAUAAUAAACAAAUUUGUGUAUUAAAAGCUUUAAUUUAUUGUUUUACGCUACACAAAUUCUGCACAAUAUAGAGUAGAGCUACAGUUGAGUAGUCAAUAUGUUCAUGUUGGAUAAUAAAUAUUUUAUUAGGUUCUCUAACUGUUAAUUAUUGUCAAUCUACCGUGACUUAUAAUUUUUCUUCACCCAACUUCAACCCAACUAUUUGGGGUCGACCACCCUUGUUUUAAACUUUUACUUGACCAGAUAUCCCAUUUAGCAUACACCAGCUAUCCUUAUAUUAUUCCUAAUUACUAACCUAAUCUAUUUCCUCCUACGUUUAUUUUUAUUACAAUGCCUAAGGCAUCAAAUUCUCUCUCCCCAUGACAUGCUCAAACAAUCUCGUUAAAAUACCUCUUAUGCACUUAUCCCCUUGUAAUCUUCUCUUGGCGCUCCACUUGUCCACAUAAGUAUUUUUAUUAUUAUUAUAUCAUAUUGUUUUCCUGAUCUAUACUCCAAAACAUACAACAUAGUCAAUCUUACCACACGUCUUGUAAAACUUAACUUUUAAGUCUCAUUGGAGUUCCAUUGUCACAUAAAACACUUGACAUUUCUCUCCAUUUUAUCCAACUACACGUAAUCCUAUGUAUCAGAUGCUCAUAAAAUCCACUAUUAUUUUUACAAAAGAUCCUAAGUAUUUAAAAUUCUCAACCACACCUAUAACUGUUUAUUUCCAUUAGCUAUUUUGACGUGUUCUUCCAAACUCAUACUCUGUUUUACUUUUACUUAUCCUUUAUCUUUUUCCAGAUUUUCUUUUAUCAAAGCUAUAUCAUCUGCAAAAUAUCAUGUACUGUGUUACCUUCUCUCAUCUAUUGUCCCCAUGCACAUCUGAGAUCGGAAAAUCUACCAGUCCUAUUUAGAAUUCCUGUUUAACUACUGUUUAAUAGAAUUUAACAUUGGCUGUCAAGUAGAUGCAACCCCAUUUGUGACCUCUUAUAAGUUAUAACAGGUAAAAGUACUGUGGAAAUAUUGAUCCUCUCACACACGAGACUUUAACUAAUAAUUAUUAAAUAUAUUAUUACUUUGGAAAAUCAAGGAAUUUUGAAAUCUUACAUUUGUAGCAACCCUGUUAAAUAAUCUAAUGUUCAUAAUUAAUUUUAAAUAUUAAAUUUGGUUAUUUAAAUAUAUUUAUAGGUAUAAAAAAGCUUCAGACCAAUUUAAAGCAAAUCAAGAUGGAAAAAAAUAUCAAAAUAUUAAAGACCAAAAACCAAAAUGGAUCAAUUUUCUUAGAUUUCUUGAUAAGAAUAGUUUAUUUCCAGUAGUUGUUUUCAUUUUAUCCAGAAAAAAAUGUGAUAUGAUGGCAGAAUCUUUAAAGAAUUCUGUCAAUUUUUUAUUAAAUAACAAAGAAUCGCAAGCAAAUGAAUACUUUUUCAAUGACGCUAUAAAAAAAUUAAAACCUGAAGAUAGGGCAUUGCCUCAAGUAAAUAUCCUUGUGUUUAGUUAUUAUUCUAAUUAAUAUGACAUUAAUAUUUAGGUAGUUUUGAUGAAAGAAUUACUAUGUCAAGGUAUCGCAGUUCACCAUAGUGGCAUUUUACCGAUAUUAAAAGAGAUUGUUGAAAUGCAAUUUCAAAAAAGUUUGGUUAAGGUAAUUCAAAUUUAAAAAAUAAUUAAUCAGUUUUGUAUUAAUCACACUCUAAAUUAUUUUACAGUGUCUUUUUGCAACAGAAACAUUUGCAAUAGGUAUUAAUAUGCCAGCAAGAACAGUGGUAUUUGAUGCUAUUAGCAAAUUUGAUGGCAUAGAAAAACGAAAUUUGGCACCAGCAGAGUAUACUCAAAUGGCAGGACGUGCGGGUCGUCGAGGCCACGAUCCUAGUGGUACAGUGAUAAUUAUGGCAACUGAACAACUACCUCACGACAGAGAAUUAACAAAUAUGAUGCUAGGUUGAUAAUACUACACAUUCUUAUUAAUAUUAUACACAUUUUAGACCCCUUUUUUUUGUUUUAGGUAAAUCCGCAAAAUUAGAAUCUCAAUUCAAAGUCAGUUAUUCCAUUAUAUUAAACAUGUUUAAAAAAAAAAACUCUGAUACUCUGGAAGACAUUUUGAGUAAUAGCUUUAUUGAAGCUGAUAGAGCUAAGAAAAAAGAUGAAUAUAUUGAAGAAUUGAAUUCUUUAAAAGAAGUAGAUGCAAAUGAUUAUUGGCAACCAACUAGCCAGCAAGAACUUAUUGUAAAAGAAUUCUAUAUGGCUGCUAAAGAGUAUUUAGACUGCAGAAAUGAAGACUGGGUAAUUAAAUUAUAAAAAAAAUACUUAUUAGUAUCAAAAGUUGUUUUUACUUUUAAAUAAAUCAAAAAUAUACCUUAACCUAAAUUGUAUAUUUAAUUAGUUUAGUUUAAUAUUAAUUAUACAAUUUAUAAUUGAGUUAAAUAAUUUAUAUUAAUAUUAUAAAUUAAUGGCAUAUUUUUCGAUUUUCAAAAUACAAAACUCUUUUAGCUCGUUUAGCUCUAAGGGAUCUAGUACCUCCACCCUCUGUAAAUAAACCACUAGUACACAUUUAUUAAAAACUACUAUUUUUUUACUUUUUAAUUAUAUAUUUCCUAUGUAAUAAAUGUAUAAGUUAUGCAUAUAUUAUAACAAAUUCUAUAGUAUCAAUUGUAUAAUUAAUAGAUAUUUUUUAAUAAUUUAUAACUACCUGCAUUGUUAACUGGUUUACCGGUUGCACUAUUCUUUUUUGUGAUAAGUUUAUAAAUUAGUAAACAAAGGUAAUAAGUAGUAUUUUAAAUUGUAAGUAUUAGUUAACCAUUUUAGUGUACAAUAAAACAUUUUAACACUACAUAUUUCUUAAGUAUUCAAAUAUUAAAUUUAGGAUAAAAUGUUAGCAGCAAGUGAUAAAAGUUUUAGUGAAAAUGGCAGAUUUGUUAUUAUUGCACACCAACAGUAUAUUGGUAAUUUAGCUAUUAUAUUAUCAAGCAAUGCAAAAAAAAUUCCAAAGGAAUUUCGGUAAAAUUAAUUAUUUAUUAUAUUAUAGCCUAUGAAUAUGUUGUCCUUUAUAAUUUGUUUUCUAUAUUUCAGUGUAUUAUUAUUAGACAAUGAUAACAUGAAAAAUGAAUUAUCUGGUAAGAAAAUGGAUUCUUGGUCUAAAUGUAUCUAUUUAUCUCAAAAAAGAAGAGAAAUAAAUAAAUCAUUAGAUGUUAUCUCGAAUAAUGCGCAUACAAUUUUAACUAUACCUUCAAACUCAAUUAUGGCGAUUACAAAAUUUUCUGGAAAUUUUGAUAGUGAUUCUAUUAUCAAAAAUUGGGAAAUGCGACAAAAUGAGCGUUUUAAGUAAGUUAAACAUAAUCAUAUAUACCUAAGUAUUUUUACUCGUAUAUAAUACUUUAUAUUAUAAAUAGAGUUAUUAUACGUGUUGGCAAGGUCUAAGAAUUUAAUUUCUAUUUACAACAAUCUGUUGACAUGCAAAAAAUGUAAAAUAUUUUAAAUUUUAACAACUAUUUAGACAUGCCGCUAUUUCAAGCCACUGUCAGCGAGCUAUUACAAUGCUAUCAGAAAAAACAUUAUUAUUAAAUCGAUCAGAAGUAGCUGAUUCAAUAAUAAGUUUGUUUGAUCUUCAGAUCAAUCAUUUUGAAUUACACAGAAAUAUGUUGCAUUUGCAUGCAUUAGAAAAUCAACUGUACAAUAUAGAUUUGUCAGAUGUUAUUGCUUUUGAAGAAGUGGUAAGUAUGUGUUUUAUAGCAAAUGCAUUAUUGUUCUAAACAGAAAAAUAUAUUUUUAUAAUUAUUUUUCUUCAGUGUUAUUAAAACGAAAUAAAUAUUAAAUAUUUUUAUAAAAAGUUUUACCUAAGGAAUUAAAUAAUUUACUUUAUAUCAUGUGUGUAUGAAAUAUGUUAAUAUUUAAUGAAAAUUGAUUUCAUUUAAAUUAUUUGAAUAAUUAUUCUUGCCUGCAAUUUAUUAGAUCACAAAACCAAAAUUAGUUUAAAAAUUAAAUAUAUUGAAACUACACUUCAUAACUUUAAACAUUCUGUCAUUAUUGAAUGAUUUUAGUUCUUGAAAUUUUAUGAAUAUCAAACAAGAAAAGAAAGAAUAGCAGAAUUAGAACACCAAAUAUCAAAUAAAGCAUUGCAAUUAUACAAUGAAUACAUAACCAAAGUAGGAGUUCUUAAAGAACUAAAAUAUAUAAAUCCAAGAAAUGAAAUAAGUAAAUAAUCAUUAUUACUUAGUAUAUAAAUGUAUAAUAUAUGAUAUUUGUUUAAUUUUAGCAACCCAAAAGGGAAAUGUUGCUGCAACUAUGGGGUCACAUGAACUUUUAAUCACGGAAUUACUUCUAUGUAAUAUGUUUGAAGAAAUGAAACCAGAAGAAAUUGCUGCGGUUCUAUCAUGUUUAGUUUGUGAGUCAAAAUCUGACUUUGAUUUGGAAUCCAUUAAAGAUAAGAAUUUAGUAAAGGUAUGAUUGAAAUAAAUUUGUUUACUUAUGUUAAAACGUAGUUAAAAAACACAAAUCUAUAACUAAAAUUAAUGUAAUCUUAGGGAAUGAAUUUAAUUAAACAAAAACAUAAUUACAUUCAGUCAGUUGAAUCCUGCUAUUUGAGCAACUAUGAACGUGUUGAUCUUAACUUUAAUCUAGUUAAAGUUCUACAUUUAUGGGCUCAAGAAAAGGUAACAUACUAAAUGAAUAUAAACCUAAUAUUGAAACUGUACCCAUCUGUAUCACAUUUUUUUACCAUUAUUAAUUAAUGAAAUAAUCAUACACAUUUUUUUUAGCCUUUUUCUGAAAUAAUGGAAAUAACAGACAUUCAAGAAGGAAUUAUAGUACGAUGUAUAGUUCAAUUGAAUGAAAUUUUAACAGUAAUUAAAAAUGCGGCAAAAACAAUUGGUACUAAUAAAAUCAGUGAAAAAAUGCAAGAAGUUCUUGAAAAAAUUAAAAGAGAUAUUGUAUUUACUCCUUCUUUAUAUAUGGAAUAAUUUUUAGUUGGAAAAAAAUAUGAAUAAAAUAUAUUACCUAUAAUAAUUAACAAAAUA
This is a messenger RNA of Cinara cedri, 9269 nucleotides long. Lineage: Eukaryota; Metazoa; Arthropoda; Insecta; Hemiptera; Aphididae. The record is from the annotation of a GenBank genome assembly.